GCGCGGCCAAUCCCGGGGCCGGCUGCCCGGCCCACUGGAGCCUCCCCCCGGGCGUCGGCCGACGCGGCGCAGACUCGCGGCUAGCCUUGGCGGCGUCACCCCUACAGAGUCAUCCCCUCCAAGCCAGGCUCCCCGCCGGCUCCCCGCCGGCCCUGCCGUCCCGGGCCAUGGCACAGAGCGGGCCUCCAGCCCCCGAGGAGAACCUGCAAGGCUCUUGGGUGGAGCUCCACUUCAGCAGUAAUGGCGGAGGCCCCAGCCCGGUGGCACCAGCCUCCAUCUCGGCCUAUAACGGCGACAUGGAGAAGAUCCUUCUGGACGCCCAGCACGAGUCAGGACGCAGCAGCUCCAAGAGCUCCCACUGCGACAGCCCUCCCCGCUCUCAGACCCCCCAGGACACCGCCCGGAUGUCGGAGGCGGACACUCACAGCAUCGGGGAAAAGAACAGCUCCCAGUCGGAGGAAGACUACAUGGAGAGGCGGAAGGAAGUCGAGAGCAUCUUGAAGAAGAACUCGGACUGGAUCUGGGACUGGUCCAGCAGGCCCGAAAACGUGCCCCCAAAGGAGUUCCUCUUCAAGCACCCCAAGCGCUCGGCCACCCUGAGCAUGCGGAACACGAGCGUCAUGAAGAAGGGGGGCAUCUUCUCGGCCGAGUUUCUCAAGGUCUUCCUCCCGUCCCUGCUGCUCUCGCACUUCCUCGCCAUUGGCCUCGGGAUCUACAUUGGCAGACGCCUCACCAGCUCCGCCAGCACCUUCUAGGGCUCGCCAGGCCAGCGCCUCGGAGGAAGGCCAUCCGUCCACGCAUCCCUAGCUCAGCAGGAGGAGAGGGGCAGCGUCCGGUGGCUCUUGAGCCCUUUCCCGUCCCAGACUUGGAUGGAAUCCCUCAGAACACGUGAAUCUGAAGCUCCGUGUACAAAAUACAUCAUAGUGUCGGGGUCACGGAGGCCCCCCAACCCCGCUCUCCGCUGUUCUGCCGGGCGGACUUCCUGAAAAUGGGGAAAGGAGGAAGCCCACCAGGCGGUCCACUUGCUCGAGAUGCUCUACGAUGCUGAUGUGUGGCGUCUCCCACCGUCCUCUCCCCUUUCCCCAGAUGCGGGCCCCAGAGAGCUGCCCCCCACCAAGCCUGCCCGCUUCCCUGUGCUGAUUUCACAUCCUUGUGCCCUGCCCAAUGUCUCCCACAGUGAUGAUAGGGCCGCAAUGGGAGUGAUUCUUUGUGGCCAAACCCUUCAGAGGAGCCAGCCUGGGCUGCGACCAGUCACCGGCGUCCAGGAGCCCUGGAGGGGGUCGGGCCUUCCCUGCUCUCCUCUCUGUCCCCGUUCUUUUGGGCUGGAACAAACACGACCUUUUCAUUUAAAAGGGUCUGUCCCAGCCUUCCUGGCCACGUGGGUGAUGGCCUCCUCAGCCCAAGAAGGGGGGCGGCUCUCCUGGGUCCAGCCACGGAGGGGCGGCAUAUGGACGCAGCAGCUCCCUCUCUCUGUUAGGUCCUUAACGAGAAACAAAAGUAUUUCUGCUAAAUGAACACCAGAACCAUGGCCAGUGGGAGAUGGUCAGCCCCUGGAGUCCCUCACCUCUGCAGAGGAGGGCAGAUGGAGGGAGCCAAAGACACCGAAGGGCUCUGACCCCAGGAGGGGGCCCUGGAACAGACCCUGAAGGGAGCCGGAGCUGGAACCUGGAAGAGCAGUCUGCAUCUUCCCGUCGAUCUCAGCUAGGGAACCAUCUCCAUCAAUCUUAGCAGUCCUGAAAGAUAAGCGAGAGCUCAGGUCUGACAGUUUCCACUGAAUGCCCCAAGAGGAAGGGCCGCCCUAGCUCCUCCAGGGACUGAAGCGUGAGGAUAGAGAGUUCUCCCCACCAAAGCCUUGGCACCAUCCACCCAGCUGCCAUCAGAAAGGGCUGAGAAGACCCCAGGAGAACAGCCCCUGAGGCUAGGAAUAUGGCAACCACGUCCAUGAUGAACAACCCCAUCCCACAUUUCUAUUCCAGCCCGAUUCUCCACCCUUAAUCCCUCUAAAGCCCCCACCCCUUCCCCUGGGCUCUGUGGAAUGCCCUCGGUCUGUGGCUCUGGCUAGACCACAGCCUUGAUGGGCAGCCUUUCCAGCACUCAACCUGUCUGUCCUCACCAGUCAUGUGGGGGAGCUGGAAUCCUCCUGGCUCCCUUCUACCCCAUCACUUGGUGAUCUCUCCUUCCAGAACUAGCAUCUGAUCAGCAUUAGGGAGCUCCAGGAUCCCCCUCUUUUCCUCAGUGAGUUCGGUGUCUCUCUCCUGCACCCAUACCAGAGGGCUGAUGCUCCCUUUAUCCUCCACUUCAUUGUGCCUCCUGAUCUCCUCCACAACCCCAGAGACACCCAGACAGGGAUGAGCACCAUCUCGCCCUCACCCACAAGGGCCACACUUGGAUGAAGUCUCCUGAUCCUUUACGGAUCUCUUGUCAUUCUGCCUCUCCCUGUGCCUGGUAGCCCCAACUCUUUGUCCUACCCAGUCCUGCCAAGCCUCAGUUCCUGCCCAGGCCAUCGUUUUUGUUCAGGCUACACUACCCAUCUUCCCCACCUUGACCCGUUGGUGAAGCUGUUCAUCUUCCCUCCAGUCUCUGGGCUCCUUAUCUUGUCGAGGAUUUGCCCUGCUAAGCCCCAGCCUUGGGUCACUCCUCUUCCUGUGCUGUUGAAUGAAAAUCAUGCCAUUGGGCUGCCUGCACUGUAAUGGGCACCGUUCUGCAGGCGGGGUAUAGAAGGGCCCAGAAGAGGUGCUUGCCUUCAAGGAGCCCACAGUCUAAUAGGAGACAUACAACAACUACUAAUACGUAUUGCAUGAAAGCACUGGUAGAGCUGAUGGAUUGGCCUAUUGACCACCUUGGGCAGGCAGAGAGGGAGAAAAUCUGAAUCACAAAAUGUCAGUCAUCAAAAAUGGUUUCUUUGGAUCACUGAAAAAAAACGUUAACAAAAGCCACGAAUAUUGUGCAAACUUCUUCGAUCCAGAGGGCCGAGUGGAAUUAGAAGGAAUCUGUUGGUUGCCUCCUGAAAGAAACCCCAAAUGAAAACUCUCAGAUAUACUCCGGGCAAGAUCCAGAGUUUUCAGAUCAAAGAAAGAAUGCUUGGAGCCGACUGAAAGGAUUCAGAUACCCAAGAGCCACAGUCAGGGUUAUAUAGAAUUUAGCAGCCACCACUGUGAAGGAGAGAAGAGCUUGGAAAAGAUAAAGGCAACGGGCCACUGUCCAAUAAUAACUCACCCAACCCAGGAAAACGGACUCUCAUUCUAUAGGGGAACAAAUAGGAGGUUAUUGGCAUCUCAGAGGUCUUUCAAGCUUUCCUGAUGAAAAGAUCAGAAUUGUGUAGACAUUUUGAAGUUCAAACACAGGAGUUUAGAAAGACAUAAAAAGGUCAUCAUGAAUGAACAAUAAUGGGGCAACGAGGUGGUUCAGUGGAUAGAGAGUCAGGCUUGGAAGUCCUGCCAUUCAAAUUUGGCCUUAGAUACUGCCUAGCUGUGUGACCCUGGGCAAGUCACUUAACCCCCAUUGCCCAGCCCUUACCGCUCUUCUGCCUUGGAACUGAGGAUAGCACUCCUAAAUCUGGGGAAUGCUAUUGUCGUCUAAGAGGGGGGUAGUUUCAGAGAGACCUGGGAAGGCCUGUAUGAACGGAUGGAGAGUGAGGGAACCAGGAGAACAAUGCAUGCAGAGAAGAACAGCUGGAGGAGGAGGAGCUCUACCCAGUCUGAUGACCCGCCAGGACAGCAUGAAGGGACGCAUUCAGCGAGUGAGACAUGGAUGCCCGGAGCAAGAUUUAGAUGUGGCCAAUGCCGAGGCGUGUUUGCUUUACUGUACAUAUCUGUAACAAUGACUGUUCCUUUUGUUCUCAAUGGGGGUGGCGGGAGGGGGGGGGAUUUUUCCUGAUUGAAAAAAUAAAAAUAAAAAGUUGAAAAGA
Monodelphis domestica (gray short-tailed opossum) is the source of this 3907-nucleotide messenger RNA. It is a transcript of the gene BNIP3, whose product is annotated as BCL2 interacting protein 3. The record is from RefSeq and is a predicted model, not a curated record. Gene Ontology annotation, cellular component: nucleus; nuclear envelope; mitochondrial outer membrane. Lineage: Eukaryota; Metazoa; Chordata; Mammalia; Didelphimorphia; Didelphidae. Gene Ontology annotation, biological process: mitochondrial outer membrane permeabilization; positive regulation of apoptotic process.